Drosophila takahashii is the source of this 5363-nucleotide messenger RNA. The record is from RefSeq and is a predicted model, not a curated record. Lineage: Eukaryota; Metazoa; Arthropoda; Insecta; Diptera; Drosophilidae.
UGUAACUUUUUUAGCUUUAUUUUUUGCCGGUUCCCUUCGAUAUCCUUGGAAAUCUCCGAUCCUGACCGAAAUAUGAACGAUCUGAACCUGCGCGUGGCGGCCCUGAAGCUGUGUGCGCACCCCAAGCGCUUCGCGGAGCUGCGCGACUCGCUCGUUCCGCUGCCCAAGCGCUGGACUUCCGCUCCUCAUGGAUUUGUGCGUCGGUUUGCGGAGGCCAAGAGCAGUGCGGAGCAGGUGGUGGCGGUCAAGGAUAUCUUCUUCAGGAAGGAGCAGCAGGAUCAGCAGGAUGAGGAUCUGGAGCAAGUGGCUCGCUUCCUCGCCGAUCUUCUCCUCGCGAGUCCUUUGAAGCACGCGGUGCGCAACCAGCUGACCAAACUUUUCUCCGUCAAUUCGCUGACCAAGCAAAAGGAUGACCCGAAAAGGAGUUUCUCCAAGGAACAGCUGCUGGAGGCACUGCAGCAUUCCCUCGCCGAGAUGGCCAGCCGUCCAGCUGUAAGCCACGAUUCCACCAACGAUAUCUUUGUGUCUGCGAAUGCCUGCCUGCAGAACUUUCCCUUUGGCCGCGAGGCUCUGGGUCACCAGUUGCUCCUCUUCGCCGCCCUGCUGCCCGCCGCCCUGGAGGGCUACUGGUCGGAUAUCACCAAUCCCGCCCUGCAACUCUCGCCCACGCGUCGCAAUGAGCUCUACCUCUACGUGCAGAAUGCCCUGCGCUUCCUGGUCAGCCUGCUGUCCGAGUGGAGCGAUAAGUUAGCCCAAAGCUUGCUGGGAUCAGCGGAUGCGGUGGCUCGGCAGGUGGCCCGCCACGUGGACACGCCCUGGGAUGUGCGCUCCAUUGCGGGCCUGCUCAUCGGUCACCUGGCGCGUUUCUCUAACCGAUUCGGGGAUUACAUUGCGGAGUGCUCGAAACCGCAGUCGGAGCAGGAUCUUCCCGUCCAGACGGCCGCCCUGCUCGUCCUGCGGCGCACGGAUUACGCGGAGUAUGCUCCCCAGGCACUGGCUAUCCUAAAAUCCAUCAUCGCAGUAGGCGAACGCGAGAGCAGCGUGAGCAACCUGCUCGUCUUUCUGUCCAAACACCUGUUCAUCUACUCCAAAUCGCUGGGCGAGAUGCCCGCGGGCGCAGAGGGGAUUAUCUACCGGCAGAUCCUCGCGGAGCUGCAAGUGUUUGCCCUGCAGAACAUCUCCAGUGGCACGGAUUCGGUGCGGCACAUGAGUAGCGCCCUGCUGCGCCAGGUGCUGCAGGUGGCUCUCCCAGAGGAGGAGCUCUUCCAGGUGGUCUACCGGCAGUUUGAGGCGCGCGUGGCUCCCCUGAAUGCCAGCUGCCUGGCUUUGGAGCAGCUCGUUGCGGUGGCGGGAGUCGGGAGAUCCCUUGACAACUGCCCCUCGCUGUUUGCCGUCAUCUUUCCGCGAUUCCUGGGCUGCGAGGACAGCGUGGAUGCCUUGUUCAAGGCCAUGAUGGUAUCUGCCCAUAAGACACAGCCCUUCGCCGAGUGGCACCGCCUGUGGUUUGGCCAACUUCUGGCGGCGAUUGAGGUGCCCGAGAAGCGUCGUCCGGUCAUCGAGCAGCUGCUCACCCAGGCGGUGCAGCUGGAACCGCAUUCUCUGGCUCAGCUGCUCCUGCGGGACGCCCGCCUGCCGCUCAGCAGCAAGCUGUCGGCGAUUCUCAGCGUGCGGCAGCUGAGCGAGCGGCGGCAGGAGCUCCUCCAGCAGCUCAGGACGGAGGUGGAGCAGGCCCUGCUCGGCCUGGAUGACCACACUCGCCUCCUGGCGCUGCGCUUCGUGGUGGAGACGCCGCGUCGCAGCGAGCAUUUGACGAAGGAGGAGGCGCAGGCCAUUCAUCUGUAUCUCCAGCACAAUGCCAACAAUCCGAGUGCCCAUCUCCGCCAGCUGGGCUAUGGUCUGCUGCAGAAGGCUCUGCGGCGCAUCCAAUUGGGCCUGGCGGAGCACCAGAAGCGUCCCUCUGCAGCGGGCAAGGAGCUGCACAGCCUGCUGAUCAAUCUAACCAGCCAUCUGGCGAGGAAUCUCUUUCCCACUGCGAACUACGGACGCCGCUGGCUGUCGCUGCAUUUACUCCAGGAUUGCCUGGCGGUGGGCCUGCCCAGCGAGGAGCUGCUGCUGCCGGCGGAGGCUGUGGAGAAUCUAGAGCACUGCCUGGGCGAUAGCUAUGAGCACAACAAGCUGCUGGCCGCCCGGCUACUAAAGAGGCUGCAAUCGUGCUCGCGCUUCCGGCCGGAGGAGAUCAUGGAGCUGCUGGUCUCGCUAAGGCCACCGGAUUCGGUUACCGGAGCCUUUCGCCUGCAGGUUUAUUGUGAGGCAAAGGAGGUGGCUUAUGAGUUGCCUAGCAAGUCUCCCGGGGAAGCAAAGGAAUCCAGAACCCAUCGAGCUCUUCUGUGGUUGCUUAAUCACUUGAGAGAGGGCCUGAGCCUCGCCCAAAGCGAUCUCGCCGAGGCAGCCAAGCUGAAUCCCUUGUACGGCCUGCUCUUCGCCAGUCGCCAUCUAAUGCAGCAACUGGAGCUUCAGGAACUAACCAGGGAGCCCAGUUGGCGUCUCUACAUUGAGGAACUAGUAAAUAUCUGCCUCGAAAUCAGUUGCGUGGCCCUGCCCGUGGUGAGCAGCGCCUCGCCCGAGGGCCAUUUGCCCGCCACCCGCGACCAGGAGACGGAUCAGCCGCUGGCCAAUGUGCUCAGCCGCCGGCUGCCCAGCGAGGCACUGCAGCAGGUGCGGACCACGCCGCAGAUGGUGCUGCUGUGCGCCUGGCGCUGCAUCAAGGAGGUGUGCCUCAUCCUGGGCGAACUGGUGCAGCGAGCGCCGCUGGAAGAUGAGCAGCAAGAGGAUGACUUCCUGCUCAGCAGCAAGCAACUGGAGGCCAUUGGGGAGCUGUUCCUGCAGCUGCUGGCCGAGACGAAGCAUCGCGGAGCCUUCGAGCAGGCCUACGUGGGAUUCACGAUGCUCUGCCGGCGCUUGUGGCACAGCGAGGCAGUGCAUCUCAACCGGCUGCCUGGCCAAUGGGUGAGCGAAGCCAUGGCGAUGGUUAGUGGAGAGGCAUCCAAUCAUCUGUGCUCCACGCGACGCAGUGCCGGCAUGCCGUUCAUGCUGCAGGCGCUCAUCUGCACGGAACUCCGGCUGGGCACCCAUGCCACCCUGCAUCGCUGCAUGGAACGGCUGCUGGAGGUGUGCGAACAGAGAGCAGGUGGCUCCUCCGGCAUCACCGCCCGCAGUCACGCCUUGAACAUCCUGCGCGCCCUCUUCCGCUGCAGCGAACUGGCCGAUCUGGUCACCGAAUUCAUGGCUCGAGGGAUUCAGUGCGCCUUGGAUGGCCUCCUGCUGGCCGAGGAGUGGGCGGAGCGGAACUGCGCCACUCUCCUGCUGGCUGCCCUAAUUGUCCGCAUCUUCGGGGUGGAGAGGGCGCGAAUGGAGAGCGGGGAGCUGCAUGUGCGCAACCGGAUGACGGGACGCAUCUUCUUCACCCGCUAUCCGCAGCUCUUUGACUACUUUCAUGCCGCUCUGCAGCGGGAGGCGGCGGAGAUGGACUCUAGCCAGGUGGAGAAGGGAAGGAGCGGCAAGCGGAGGCAGGCGGUACAGUUGGAGGCCAUGCUGCUCAUGCUUAGCCGUUUGUAUCCCUCCUCGCUGGAGGGCACCGAGUCCACCUUGAAUCUAAGUGAAUUUGUGCCCUUCCUGCUGAAGAUCUGCCGCUCCCACGAUCUGAUGACCCGCGAAAGGGCCGCCCUGGUGGUGGCCAACUUUGUUAGCCAGGAGCAGGCGCUUGCCGAGAUCAGGCGACUGGUGGUGGAGCUCAAGGCGCUGCAGCUGCGACUGCGGCUCAAGGUAAGUAAAACCAUCACCUAGAAAGAGGCUGCUCUAACAAAGAUUUCCCUUUAUUUCAAGGCAUCCCUCCACCUGGACACGAAUCUCCUGCAUGGACAGCUGCUGCUGCUGCUCCAUCUGCACCGCCUGGUGCGCUGGACGCGACCCCCGCUGACCAGGAUGCUGCUGCACACGCUCGCCUCCCUGGCAGCUCCCAUCCUCCAGCGCGACGUGUGUGCGUUUAGUGCGCUGGUGGACGUAAUGGUGGCCGCCAUGGAGGAUGCCACCGAGCUUGAUUUCCAGUUGCUGACGGAGAUAGAAGCUGUGUAUUUACUAGAUCAUUUGGAGAUCCACAGAAGAUGCCGGGAGCAGGGAAUCUCCAUGCGUUUCCACCAGUUGUUUGGCCUUCAUCUCCACCGAUUGCGCGGCAUCACGCAGGGAAUCGUGCUGCACAUUGUCGAGGAUCUAAGCCAGCCCUUCUGGGCUUUGGACGAGCUCAAGGUGGAGCUGUGGCUCUUUAUUCUGCUGCAGAGAUCGCUGGGAAAGGAGGAGCACUCCUUGGUUAGCCAACUAGAUGUGGAGCACUUCCAGUUCGCCGGCGAUAUUCAACGCUAUUACAAGACUUUAAGCUGCGAGCAGCGGGAGGAGAUUGGCCAGGAGCUGUAUCAAUCGCAGGCCAUUCGCUCCUGCGUUUUGCAAAUGAUGAAGAGUGCUUCUAGCGGCUGUUGGAGCCUCCAGCUGGCGGGACGCCUGGCUGCCCUGCAGCCGCUGCUCGAGCAACCGGGAUUGGAUUUCAAUCAGCUGGUCAAGCGAUGCUCGGAAAAGUACUCCAGUCACCAGGAGGCGGGUUUGCUGCUGGGUUUAAAGCGACUGAUUGCGGAGAGGAAGAAGCUGGAGAGGAGACACUGGACACCGCUGCUGAACUACGCCCUGCGGCUGGUUGAUCCCGUCCAGCCGGUCUACCUGCGUCAUCAGGCUGCCGAAUUGUGUGACUUAUUAGCUCGCAAUCAUCUAAAGGAUCAGUUGGGUUCAGAAGUGGCCAACAUGGACGUUGAGCUGGUCGGUCGUUUUAUACGUCUCGUGCUGCUCCUGCUGCUGGACGAAGCGGAGUGGGUGCGUCAUCGGGCUGCCCAGCUGGUGAGCAGCGCAGGAUUUAGGCGGGAAAAGGAUCGGAAGGUAGCCAUUUUGCCCAGUGCCCUGACUCCGGAGUUCCUUAAAGUGGUGCUGGCCCAACUGCAGCAGCAGGCUGAUGAUCCAGAGUUCCUCCUGCGACUCUUCCAACUCAUCGCCGAGCCUUUCCUGGCCACCGAGGCGAAGGAUGGCGAGCCGACCGUCGACGAGGAUGGGGAUGCGGAGGUGGAGGUGUUCGACAAGCAGGAGAUCAACCUCUACUGCGAACCGCUUCUGAUUCUCUGCCAGCUCUCCGCCGCCUUUCGAUCGCAGUUCGGCCAAAGCGAGCAGCUGAUGGCCACCAUUGAUGCACUGGGACUUCCAGCGGAUUUGGUUUAGGAUUGGGAUUGAAUUGAAUGGAGAAAGGUGCUGGCACCAGGAGCAUUUGAUGG